This is a messenger RNA of Eriocheir sinensis (Chinese mitten crab), 4326 nucleotides long. Its product is annotated as nephrin-like. The transcript is spliced from 15 exons. Gene Ontology annotation, molecular function: protein binding. The record is from RefSeq and is a predicted model, not a curated record. Bases 1 to 2841 code for a protein of 946 amino acids. Lineage: Eukaryota; Metazoa; Arthropoda; Malacostraca; Decapoda; Varunidae.
AUGAUCCGCCUGAGCCCCACCAUCCCGGUAAGGGCAGGCUUGGGGGGCAGAGCUGACCUUCCCUGUAACCUGACCUCGCCCCUGCCCCGUGACCCCGCCCACCUCGUCCUCUGGUACAGGUCCGGCACCCACAAGCCUCUGUACAGCUACGACGCGAGAGGCUCCAGGCCGUCACACUGGGUCAACCCUUCAGUGCUGGGCUCCCGCGCCUCCUUCCACCCCACCACGUCCACCCUUAUUAUCCAGCACGUGCGGUCCGACGACGAGGGGACUUACCGCUGCCGGGUCAUGUUCAAGAAGAGUCCAACGCUCACUUACACCACCAACCUCACCGUCAUAGUGCCCCCUCGCCGCCUCGCAGUCUACACGGAGCACGGAGUGGAGGCGCAGAGCAUUGUUGGACCAUUCACAGAAGGGGAGACGCUGCGUUUAAACUGCAGGGCCAUGGGAGGCUCGCCACCGCCAGCUGUCACCUGGUGGGAAGGCUCAACCCUUCUGGAUAUGACUUCGGAGGUGGAGACACCCGACUUGGUCACGAAUAGAUUGGUCGUCCCUGCACUGACCAGACGAGACCUGCAUAGGACUCUCACGUGCCACGCUGCUAAUUCUAACCUCACGGCGCCUCAGGUCACUACUGUCACCCUGGAUAUGAACUUCUCGCCACUCUGGGUCCGCCUCCUGAGCAGUCGUGACCCGCUGAGCGCCGGCCGGACGUACAAGGUGGUGUGCCAGGCGGCGGGUGCUCGGCCCCCCGCCACCAUCACCUGGCGUCUCGGCCCGGCAAGACUCAACACACACAGCGAUAAGGUCAGCCACGAAGGGAACGUAACCACCAGCGAGCUUCAGUUCACGCCGCAGGUCAGGGACGGAGAGAGAAUGCUGAGUUGCGAGGCCUUCUCCCCCUCCGUCACCACGCACCCUCUGGUCGAUGACUGGCUACUCGACGUACACUACGUCCCCGAGGCAACCCUGCACGUCGGCCGCUCCCUCAACCUGAGUAACAUCGAGGAGGGGGAUGACGUGUACUUCGAGUGUUCCAUCAAGGCCAACCCCUGGGUGUACAAGGUGGUCUGGAAACAUGAGGGCACGGAGCUACACCACAACAUCACGGCCGGCGUCAUCAUCAGCAACCAGAGCCUCGUGCUGCAGAGGGUGACACGCGCCUCCUCGGGGAACUACUACUGCGUCGGCUCCAACAUCGAGGGCGACGGCCAGUCCAAAGCCAUACACCUCAGGGUCAAGUACGCCCCGGUGUGUCGUGAGCCGCACAUGUCGUACCACGGCGCCGCCAGACACGAGAAGGUUAACAUUCCCUGCCACGUUGACGCUCACCCGCGGCCCUUCACCUACCGAUGGACCUUCAACAACAGCGGCGAGAGUGUUGAGAUUCCCCAGGACGACAUAAAGGUGGGCUCGUCCAGCUCCACCGUCAGCUACACGCCCACCUCGGAGCUGGACUACGGCACGCUGCUCUGCUGGGGCACCAACGUCGUGGGCCAGCAGCGGCGACCCUGCGUCUUCCACGUGUUCCCAGCAGGGCGCCCAGACCCGGUGCACAACUGUUCCUCCUUCAACCUGUCCGUGUCGGUGGUGCACGUGCGCUGCGUUGCUGGGUUCGACGGGGGGCUGCCGCAGACCUUUACCCUUGAGCUUCGGGAGCAACACACCGACACCCUCAUCGCAAACACUUCCAACGUGGUUCCCUUCCUCUCCGUGGACGAUCUUCCCCCCGGCCUCGCCUUCCGUGGUCGCGUCUACUCCGCCAACGCCAAGGGCCGUAGCGAGGUUCUACCCAUACAGGUGUACACGCUCAAGGACGUGGCUGAGAAGCGGACAGCCGCUGUCAAACCGUCCCCAACACAAGGCCAGUCCACGGCGGAGCUCAGUCUGACGCCCAUCAUAGCGGUCAUCUUGGGGGUCUUUGGUGGUCUACUAGUGGUCGUCCUCGUACUCUGUGCCGUGAUAAGGCUACGCUUCGGCCGGCGAACACAAGCGCAAUGCAGCAGACAGGUGGUGAGGGAGCAGGUGGGCGGGGAGGGAGAGACCAGCCCCCUCCGCCAUCCUAAAGGCCCCACUACUACCUUCCAUGAUACAGCUUCCCCUUCUCCCGUCACCCCCAGAGAUGGAGAUGAGAAGAACCCAGAUGUGAUCCCCCUUGGAGACCCAGAGACGUGGCUGAUGGAAGGAGUCAACCCCCUCAACACUCUCAACCCCAUCAACGCCGUCAACACCGUCACCACCAUCAGCAACACCUCCAUGCCCACCACCUACACCACCAUGCCCCAGAGAGCGUGUGGUGCCCGCGGGGACCUCCAGGCGGGGCAUGCCGAAGGGAAAAGGUCCCCGUGCAGCGCUGGGGACGUCCACUAUGCUGAACUGAUGUUGAGAGGUGGAGCAGCGAGUCCGCAGCUUCAGCGUCAUGACCAGCCCCGAGGAGGAGGUGGAGGAGGAGGAAGUGAAGAAGGAAGAGAGGGAGGUCGGGGGGGUGCAGGAGGACCGACUCUCUACGACUCUCCCGUUAAGUCACGCCACGAUCCUGAUGGAGUGAUUUACGCGUCCCUGGACCACGAGAGAGGACAAGGCUUCCGCCCCACCAGCCCUCGCCUCCACCACCCACGCCACCACCUCCACACGGCCUACACACAACCAGUCCUCAUCCCAAAUACGCCAACGCGCCCCUGCAUCCCCAGCACAGUGGGUAUGGGUCCUUCCAGAGCUAAGGAGCAGCAGUAUAACUCGUGGUCGUCGUCUUCAGCUUCAUUAGACCCGUGUGACGCGUUCUUUGGUGACCCUGAAGCCGCUAUUCCCUUCCUCUCUGGGCAGAAGGAGAGUUCGGUGUAGCGGGUACGUUCAUUCAGUGUAGCGAUUGUGUUGGUCCAGUGUAGCGGCUAUGUUGGUUCAAUGUAACGGCUGCAAUGUUUCAGUCCAGCGGUUCAGUGUUGCGGUUGCAUUGGCGCAACGCAACUGAAGCAAUGUAACCGCUACAAGUUAGUUCCAGAGGUGUCUUGCUACUCUUAAUGAUGAUAAUGAUGAUGAUAAUGAUGAAGGCGAUGACGAUGAUGACCAUAUUACUACUACUACUAUUAUUUCGGUGUACGUGUGUGUGUGUGUGUGUGUGUAUCAUUUGUCGUGUAAGUAUUAUAAUUAUGAUGACUAUUAUGGCUUCUAUUAUGAAGCUGCUGUCUGACUGAUGGUGGGGGCGAAAAUGGAGAUGAUGAUGGUGAUAUUUGAAUGUUGUGUGUGUGUGUGUGUGUGUGUGUGUGUGUGUGUGUGUGUGUGCAGUUGUUGUGUUUCCUCCACAGUGAGACACAAGGGCAUUCAUUCACUGAUUCAAAGCUUUCUAAUCAGGAACGUCUUAUCUAUAGCCAUCGGUACGCUCCUCAGAGGCGCCGAGUACAUGGUUAGAAUCCCGCGUCCCUCGCCCAAAAGUUCCCAUCAGAUCUCAACACGACAACAGAGGAGUAAGAUCUCAGCGGGAGUAAUGACAGCAAACACAAUUCCCGAAGAGCAAGAUCACGCACAUCACCUCGAAGCCUGAUUACGUCCAGGAGAGUUCAUCGAUUGGUUGUGAUUGGAGGAGGAAGAAUAAGGAUUAAUAAGGUUUGUAUCUCUGCCUCCUGAGCCAAUUAAAGAUAGAAAGCAAAACUAACGAACGGAAUGACACGAUAACACCCGCUAACAAUGCCAAAAAAUAAGAGGUUUAAUACUUACAAGAAACCUGUGACGCUUCUUCUUUACCUGUAUUCUCUAAGAAGGAAGAAAACGGGAAACAUGAGAAACAGAUAAAAUGGAUACAGGACCUGAAAAUGACGUGUAUAUUCGGGCGUUUUCUCAUUACGUCACGUGCAUAUGUAAGAUUUACCUUCUCGGCAGACUGAGUCUACCCGAGGAGUGGUGUAGGUGUCAGCCUUUCCUCUCGAGUGCUGACACUUCCUCGCAGCGAUAUUGCUCCUCCGUCAAGCUUGUCAGAGCGAAACUUGAGCUAAGUGACUAACACAGACUAGGCAAGCCAAGCCGAGGCGCGGGAGCCAUAUAUUGAGCUUGAGGAUGGGAAAUAUAUGACAAUGCGUUGUAUACAGUAUGACGGCGAGGGGGAUUUAUUGAAUAUUAGCCUUCCGGAAGAAAAUAUAGUGUUUCCCGGGAUCCGUUGGGCGGUGGUUCACGGCAAUAAUGGUAUAAAUUCACAAACCGGAUGACAUUAACGCCAGGCGCCUGCAUUAGGUUUUUGAAUCAAUUUCGCAAAAACAGUUAGUUAGUAAAUGUUUCAUAAGUAUUGAUGCGUUCAGAAAGGGGUAUUGAGAGAGAGAGAGAGAGAGAGAGAGAGAG